Messenger RNA from Exophiala spinifera, 1497 nucleotides. RefSeq lists its product as uncharacterized. The transcript has a single exon. Bases 1 to 1497 code for a protein of 498 amino acids. The record is from RefSeq and is a predicted model, not a curated record. Gene Ontology annotation, molecular function: aldehyde dehydrogenase (NAD+) activity. Lineage: Eukaryota; Fungi; Ascomycota; Eurotiomycetes; Chaetothyriales; Herpotrichiellaceae.
AUGUCAAACAUUCCUCAUGUAUCCAACUGGGUCAACGGCGCACAUGCUACAGCAUCGGCAGAACGUAUCACAGUGUUGAACCCAGCGACCGAAGAACCCCUCGCUACCAUUGACGCAACCACACAGGACACGGUCAAGGCCAUAGUCGAACAGUCCAACCAGGCCUUCACCCAGGGACCCUGGGCGCGAGCCGAUGCCUCAGACCGCUACGCCGUGCUGUCGAAAGCAGCCAGCCUGCUCCGCGCACGCAUCCCGGAAUUCGUCGAGCUCGAAACGCAGCAGACGGGGCGUCCGAUCCGCGAGAUGCGGGCCCAACUUGCGCGCGUGCCAGAGUGGCUGGAGUACUUUGCGUCCCUGGCGCGCGUGUACGAAGGGCGAGUGACGCCGUUCAAGGGGCCGGUGAUCAACACGCUCACGCGCAUGCCGCUGGGGGUCGUGGCGCAGAUCACGCCGUGGAACCACCCGCUGCUGAUCGCGAUGAAGAAGAUCGCGGCCGCCCUGGCCGCGGGCAACGUGGUCAUCGUCAAGCCGUCGGAGCUCGCGCCGCUGUCCGUUCUCAAGAUGGGGCCCCUGUUCCAAGAGGCCGGGCUGCCCGACGGCACGCUCCAGAUCAUCAGCGGCUACGGCCGCGACACGGGGAAGUACCUGUGCGAGAGCCCGCACCUCUCCAAGAUCGACCUGACGGGCGGCAUCGCGACGUACAGGGCGAUCGCGCCGGUCGCGGCGCUGAACAUGGUGCCCAUGACGGCGGAGCUCGGCGGCAAAGCACCCGUGUGCCUGUUCCCCAGCCUCGCGGUCGACGACGCGGUCAAGGCGGCGCUGUUUGCCAGUUUCAUCGCCAGCGGCCAGACGUGCGUCACGGGCAGCAGGCUCCUGGUGCACCGGGACAUGUACGACGCGUUCGUGGAGCUGCUGGUCUCGCGCGUCAAGGCCCUCAAGGUCGGCAGCCCGCAGGACCCGAGCACGCAGAUCGGCGCCGUCAUCUCGCGGGCGUCGGUGGCGCGGUGCGCCGAUUUCGUCGAGCGCGCCCGGCGCGACGGAACGGGCAGGGUGCUGUGCGGCGGGAACCCGACCACCGUCGACGGGAAGGGCUUCUUCUUCGAGCCGACCGUCGUCGAGACCUCCCCGGGCACCGACCUGGCCUGCAACGAGGUCUUCGGCCCCGUCAUCGCCGUCAUCAAGUGUGCGUCCGAGGACGACGUCGUGCGCAUCGCUAACACCGACACCGCCUUUGCCCUGGGCGCCUCGGUGUGGACGAGCGACUUUGCCCAAGCCCAUCGCGUCGCGAGCAGGAUCGACGCCGGCAUCGUGUGGGUCAACGGCCACCAUCUCAACGACCCGUCGUCGCCCUGGGGCGGCUUCAAGGAGAGCGGCGUCGGCAAGGAGAACGGCCAGGACGCCUUUGAAAGCUACACGAAACUCAAGAGUACAGUCAUCAACUACGGCAUUCAGCCUACCUGGUUCGAUCCGGAGAUUCAAGGUGCGAGAUAUGGGUAG